UUUCGACAAGCCAUAAAAAAGGAGGAAGGGGUCCGUUCGAACAUUCCUCCUAAACGGCCCCUGUUGGUGCAACCCUGCCCUAUCUCAACGAACCCAGAGACUAAAGAACAAUAUAUAGUUGUCUUAUUUCACAAAGAUAUCAUAUUGCUUUCAUAAGUAGACGAGCAAUUAGCGUCACAUGCAUCGCCAUGAAGACAGGGGAAAUCCUUGCUCUGUGCCUAUUGGCAUCUGCUUUGGGGACUUACGCCGACUCCUGCUCAGGUCGAUGUGGUAACAAUAACUCCAAUUAUGACUGUCAAUGUAACAGCGCAUGUGUGAGGUAUCAGGACUGUUGCCUAGAUUAUUUCAGCAGAUGCAAAGGAGCUGUUGGGCUUUCGGAGUCAGAACUGAGCUCCCUCGCACAAGAUCUUUGGAAUGCAGAUGUCAAUCGACUGAGUAGUUCUGAUUACGAUAUCAACGUACAAACGAAGAUCACAGACACAAACCUAAAACAGGACAAAAGUGGCAACAACUUCUUUGACUACGUAAAGACGUCUAACAUGGGAGGGACAUGGGACUCAUUCGAAAAACUCCUCGACAAUUACAUAAUGAAAACCGGAGAAACUGAAAAUAUUGUCACAUAUGAAAUGGAAAAUUUCAUGACCGACGUUAUGGGGACCGAAGUCAUGAAGAUAACCUAUGCACUUCUCAACAAAAAAGGGUACUUUGACAACGAGGGUGAUUUCAAGACGUACGUAGAGGGCGUAUGGUUCCAACUCUAUUCCAGAUCAAGCGGGCCGAUGGAUUCUUCUGCUUUUGAACACACCUUCGUCGGGGAGAUCAAGAAUGGGGCCGUCUCUGGUUUCCAUAACUGGUUCCAGUUUUACCUCUUGGAAAAGGAAGGAAAGGCGAAUUAUUAUGGAUAUGUCGAGCAAGCCAAUCCCGACCUGAUUCUAAUGCAAUUCAGUGUCAAAGAUGGCUCCAGCACCUAUGUGAAGACGUUGUCGUCACUCAUGCACGGUGUCAGUCCAGAGUUCGAGCUCGCUCUCUUCACCACUUGCUUCGUGUCUGAUCCGGGUUCUGCCUGCUCUUUCCAACUCGAGGGUAGUAGCGUGACCAUCCAAACAUGGGAUUACCAGGAUCGUAGUUUGAUCGGAUCCGCUUAUUUCAGCAUAUAAAUCUGCAAUAUACCUUAUGCAUUGACCUAUAUUAGCCUCUGAGGGAGCGCGUUGUGAGAUUAUGACUUCAAAUGCAUAAGGUCUAUGCGUGUUUUAGUUCGGGAUGUUCUCUCACGAUAUCGAUUAAAUAAUACAAUUAUAAUUUGGAUCAAUUAAUAAUAAAAGCAACCAUUUCUUUUUAUCGGAGGGGGGAGGACAGUAGGAUGUUACGGAGGGGGGGGGGGGCUUUACUGUAAAGCCCUUCUCACACUAUGCGAUCCGAAUUUCAAAUUAAUUGUGAUAACAUAUUUUGAUAUGGGUACUCCAACUAAUAAAAUAUUACUUAUCAGAGUUCAGAAUAGUAGUAUGACUACAGUCCUGAAAUCGAAAUUCGGUCCAGUUAGAGCCUCCCUGAAUGAAUAAAAACAAAUUCAAUUCUAAAUCGUAAUGACGUCAUCAUCGGUUGCAACUUGAAGCUGAUUUGGACUUUACUCCGACCAUAGUGCUUGCCGCAAAGUAAAAAUAUGAUUUUAGUUUUCCUAACAAUGUGCCAAACUUUAAAUGAAAUAAUUUUACUUUUUGGAACGUUCACAUUUAAUGCAAAAUGCGAUUUCUUGAAACAUCGCGUCGCACCGAAUCGCAUAGUGUGAGAUGGACUAAAAUCUGUUCUUAUGCAUCUUAACUCACUGUUAACUUGAACCGACUUCAAAAUGACCGAUAGUAUAUGCCGUUCGAAAGAGCCUAUAAAAGCGUUCACUGCGGCGUGGAAUCGGUUUACUUUGUGUAAUGUGACAUUAAGCCUAUGGCAUUAUGGGUUUAUUUCUCUUGCACAGUAAAACUAUUAUUUUUUGCAUACAACCCUAUUUACUACAUGAACUUCACAGUGCAGUUUAAUUUUCAUUAUAUCCUACAUAAAUUAAAUCCUGUGUGCUGAUUGGUCUAAAUACUCAUCAUGUGACCAAACACAUUCUUACUAUCAUGAAUAUUUUGCGAUGAUGUCGAAAAUGAAGCGCCCACCGAAGAAAAUGUGUUAUUCUGUGACGUCAAUGAUGGAAUAGUCGACUAUGCUUUACUAGUAAUGCCUGUCCAACAUCGGAAAAUAAUUCCCGCUAUACUUACUCAACGCCUGGUAUAUUUUGUAUAAUAUCCACUCUUCUUUAAGAUUUUGAACACUUGUCCAAACUUUUUAAACAACUUCUGUAAAAUUCAUAUAGUAUCAGACAGGGAUGUAUAAAAAAUUAAACCGCAUAAUUAAUUGAUGAGAAAUAAAAAUGAAAUGAGAAGUCCCGAUCUCUCGCUUA
Lytechinus pictus (painted urchin) is the source of this 2437-nucleotide messenger RNA. Its product is annotated as uridylate-specific endoribonuclease-like. Gene Ontology annotation, molecular function: RNA endonuclease activity. Lineage: Eukaryota; Metazoa; Echinodermata; Echinoidea; Temnopleuroida; Toxopneustidae. Bases 189 to 1157 code for a protein of 322 amino acids. The record is from RefSeq and is a predicted model, not a curated record. The transcript is spliced from 6 exons.